AUGGCUGAAGCCGAGGCGGCGCCUGCCGAAGGACUUCGACAUGGACACAGACCACGAUGGCUUCAUUCUGGCAUUGUCAAGUCACGCGCCUGGUCCGCUACAACAUGGACCAACCUCCGAACCAACAACCUAUGGCGGCGCGUCGUCAAGUAUUCCAUAGCGACGACCCUCACCAUCAUCAUUGUCCUGAUCCCCGAGGUUGUUGCCCUCUUCCCCGGCACUACCUUUCUGGCCCCCUUGACGACCGUCUUCGCCAACCCGGGCCAGCGAAUGGGCGCCAUGGUCGAGGGACUACUCCUGACCCUUGUCGGCGCAACGAUGGGAACGGCGUGGGGCUCGCUCGGCCUCUGGCUAUCGAGCCGGGCCGUCGAUGACAACCUCCAGGCCGCGUUCGCCAUCCGGGCCCUCUUUCUGUUAUGCGCCGUUUUUCAUCACGGAUAUCUUCGCUCGUCGAGCCCGAGGUUGAUCGUCUACGUUCUCUUUCACCUGACUUCCUCCACCAUCAUCCUUAUGGGCCCGUGGCGGGCGCUGACGAGCACCAUCGUGACGUAUGUCGCGUAUCCCAUCUUGAUAGGAAUGGUGGUCACUUUCUUGAUUAACUUUUCCAUCUUCCCGGAGCCCUCCAACGACUUCCUCGCCCACGCCACCAUCGAUGCCAUUGAUCAGACGACGCUGGCCGUGACGCGCUCUACAAACUGGUUCCUCAGCCCCGGGGAUGGCCCGGACGAACCCCAGAGCGACCAGCCGGUCGAAGCCUCGCCGAACACGGCCGGCACCGCGAAAACAGAAGGUGAUUCAAGCGCCGAACGCCCCUGGUAUCACCAUCUUUGGUCCGGAUUACGGAACCCCUUGUCCACACCCGGAUCGAGAGUGCCUGUCAUCAGCGCCCCGGCGCAACACAUCAACCUGGCCGCGCUGACGGCUAGCAAAGCUGCGCUGCGGUCAGGCCUGCAGCGCUGCCGCGCCGGCCAGUCCGAGGUCAACCUCGAGAUUGCCAUCGGUCCCCUGCCGCCCUCCAGCCUUAAGCCUAUCACCACGAAAGCCAUGCCCGGUCUCGUACACAAUGCCGUCAUGCUGAUAGGCGCAUGCGAGAACAAAUUCGUCCUCCUGGGCGACGGCGAACCCGACGAUGCCACCGACACCGAGGACGAGGGUGCAUUCGUGCGGCCGCUCCAGCGCGCCUCGGCCCUCGAAGAGCUUCUGGGCCCCAGAAAGUUCAGAAACCCGACGACGCUGACCGAGGAAGAUCCUCUCGACGCAUUGGAAUCCGUCAAGCCGCUGCGCGAGCUGGAAGCAGGCGAUCCCGAGGUUCUCGUGGCCAUCAUCAAGCGCAUCCAGCUGCCGACCAAGGACUUUACCGCGGCGCUGCAGCAGGCCGCCCUGACGGUGACGACGAGCCUAGCGUAUUGCUACGGCCUCCCGAAGCUGAAGACGGGCAUGCCGACGCCCAAGAGGAUCAUUCUCGAAGAGAUGGACAUCCGCAUUGACGCCUUCAUGGACGCCAUUGCCAUCUACGACUUUUGCUCCACGGAGGAGCUCGAGCGCGCCACCACGACCAAGAACGGCGAGGCCGAUAUCAUGCCCCGCAUGGAGACGUUUCUCGUAUCGUCCUUCCUGCUGGGCCUGCGGCAGUCGGCCGUGCACAUGCUGCAGCUGCUGCGCUACGCUCGUCUCCUCGUCGAGAAGCGCCACAGGCGGCACAGGAUGAGCAUUCACUUUCCCGAGUACUUUGGCUGGCGGCAGUGGCUGUCGACCGGCGGCGAGAGGGAUGCCAUGGUCCUGCCGCAGACGAUGCGCAAGAAGGGCCGGUCGGGGCGAAUUCCUACGCCCAAGGAGGAGAGCAGGAUGGAAGAAGAAGGCACCGUUGAGGAGCUCGACAGGCCUCUCGCGCGACAGAGAGCUGAUGUGGAGAGUGUGCCAAACGUACUGGAAGCGAGCUUUCAACACGCAAAGCCACCUUUUCCGACUCCGCCGAAAGCAAAGGGCGAGGCGAAGAAAAAGAAGAAAAAGGAGAAACGCCGUGCCGCAGCGUCGGGAGGCAUCGUCAGCCGCAUCCGGGCGCGCGUGGCCGACGUCUACGAGUCGCUCCAGAGGUCAGACGAUGCCAUUUAUGCGAUCAAGCUUGCUAUUGCCUUUUUUAUCAUCAGCUGGCCGGGCUUCAUCCCAUCGUGGUACGAGUGGUACGCGAACAUUCGGGGUGUCUGGGCGCCCCUACAACUCAUCCUGAUCUUCGAGGUCGUUAUCGGCACAUCGUUUUUCGUCUUCAUCCUCAGAUUGGUAGGUGUCACGUUCGGUUGUGUCAUGGGAUAUGCGGCUUGCGUAGCCGGUGGCGGCCACAGAGCGCCCCUGGUUGUCAUUCUGGUCAUCGGAGUGGUGCCAUCUGUAUACAUCCAGCUCGGCACGAAAUACGUCAAGACGGGCAUGGUUGCAAUAUCCUCCAUGACGGCUGUCGCUCUAACAACCGUCAAUGAAAAUACCGUGUCACACGUGAACCUCUACACGCGGUUAGUGACCUUCUUCAUCGGCUGUUCGGUUGGUCUCCUCGUGGAGCUCAUUCUUUACCCCGCCAGAGCUCGCGACAGGAUGGUGGAGUCGCUCUCAACGUCGAUCAAGCAGAUGAGCAGCAUGCAGACAGCCAUCGCCGUAGGCGUUGACAACCCAAAGAAUCUUCAGUUACGCUCAGACAAGGUUCAACAGCGCUUCGAGCGGUCUCGGGAGAAGGCACAGGGCGCAUUAUCGGCUGCAGAGACGUUUCUGCCGUUCUGCCUGACAGAGCCACGACUCAAGGGUAGCUUUCGGCAGCUGCAUCCCAUUUAUCGAGAGAUCAUCUACGUUCUGCACCAGAUUGUCGACCGAAUGGACAAUAUGCUCCAGCUGCGGCGCGUCUAUGGCAGCUCGGUCCUGGAGGAGCUCAACGCCGAGGUACACGCCUACCGUCGCGCCGUGGCGGCAUCCAUCGCCAUUGCUCUCUUCGUCGUGAACCAGGCGCUGACGACGCGCAUGCCGCUGCCGCAAUUCAUCCCUUCGGCACGCCUGGCGAUGCUACGCCUCAUAAACCGUGUCCGGCAGGCUCUCAUCGACAAGGCUGCACAACACAGCGAGAUGGCCACCGCUGCCGGCGGGGCGAGGAAGGGCGGGAUGCGGAAUUACAUGGCAAGCAUGCAAGGUCCCGAGAGGGUACUCAGCGAGGACGAGCGCACGGCGCGAGUAGUGACGCAACACAAGUUCCUCAGCUGGAAUGCAAACGCGGCGGGGCUGAUGGAGAUUAUCGAGUACCUCGAAGAGCUGGUGGAAUUAGCAAAGUUGCUAGUGGGAGUCAACGCGUUCAGAAGCGGCAUGUUGGAGAAGCCGACGUUUAAAGAAUAUGCGAAGAAUGUCAAGACGAGAGAGGUACCGAUCGAUGAAGACGACGCGGCGGCAGGCGCGUCCUUGGCCAAAACCGAGUCGCGGAGGUCGGGGACAAGGAUCAAGAGGCCUGGAACGGGGCUGUCCGGGCUGGCCAGACAAGAUACGGGACAGGCAAAAGCAAAAGUCGAACAGAAACCAGAUACGGGGCUCUCCAGGCCAGACACGGCCCGGCCAGAUGCCGGUUCCCAGAGGCUCGAUCAUGGACUACAAAGACACGAUACGGCGUUGUCCACUGGCCGGCAGGCUGCAGCAGAGCGCGGAGACACAGGCCUACACCUGCAUAGGACCUGGACCAGGGGCAGUCGAGCGCGUUCAGACAGCCUGGAGACGGCAGUGGAGGGCGAGGCAGAGAUCCCGCUGAGUCUCCGACGUGUGUCUUCCCGGCGCGCAUCGGCGCGAAAACGGCGGCCGACGGUAACGGGAGCGGGGACUCGGCGACGAGACGACGACAAGGGCAAAGGUAUUGAAGAGGAGGACGAGCGCUAG
Molecule: messenger RNA, 3894 nt
Organism: Verticillium dahliae VdLs.17
Lineage: Eukaryota; Fungi; Ascomycota; Sordariomycetes; Glomerellales; Plectosphaerellaceae
Exons: 2
Coding region: 1-3894 (1297 amino acids)
Source: RefSeq, a predicted model, not a curated record